Molecule: messenger RNA, 477 nt
Organism: Aricia agestis (brown argus)
Lineage: Eukaryota; Metazoa; Arthropoda; Insecta; Lepidoptera; Lycaenidae
Product: bilin-binding protein-like
Exons: 4
Coding region: 1-477 (158 amino acids)
Molecular function (GO): pigment binding
Source: RefSeq, a predicted model, not a curated record
AUGUCUGCUUUUGAAGGAAAGAAUUGGUAUGAAAUAGCGAGAUACAAUGAUGAUUUCGAGGGAUCUGAAGAUUGCACAAUUAUGACGUUUAAAGAAGAGAAUGGAGUCGUGCUUUUUAAUGUGCGAAGUACCGCUAACAAUGAUAUCAGAAAUUUCGGUGGUUCCGUCGACUUAAGGGCUAACAAAGACGGUGUCAUGUAUUACCAUUCCAGGGUUUUCAACGGUGAAUCCGAUAACACGAUCCCAACAAUCAUAAUGGCGGUAGACUACAACAGCUAUGCAGUUCUUUACUUCUGUAUGAUCGAUGAAAAAACCAAGAAGAAAACUGAUAUGGCUUGGAUCUUAAGUACUACGAAGACGCUGAACGCCGAAGCAAAAACAGCAAUUGAAAACUUAUUCCAAGCUAAUAAAAUUAUUGACAAGAGCAGGUUCGUUUGGGAAAAGUUCACCAACGCUGCUUGCAAAGGAGACGUUUAA